CUCGCGAGAGCUGGGAGCGGGCGGAACUCUCGGUGCCAGGCGCGGAAGUCCCUGUAGCUUGGAGACGGUGCCGGGGCCUGCCCGUGACUCACUGGACGGAGCCGCCGCCCGCUAUCAUGGCCGAGACUGACCCCAAGACCGUGCAGGAUCUCACCGCCGUGGUACAGACACUGCUUCAACAGAUGCAAGACAAAUUUCAGACCAUGUCUGACCAGAUCAUUGGAAGAAUUGAUGAUAUGAGCUGUCGCAUUGAUGACCUGGAGAAAAACAUUGCAGACCUCAUGACACAAGCAGGAGUGGAAGAAUUGGAAGGAGAGAACAAGAUGCCUGCUACUCACAAGAGUUAAAGUUGCCAAGAAUUUAAGAUGAACGCUGGAAUACACUUUUUUACAAAUCCACAGGAUUACAGAACAGUUUUUUGCAACUAGUGGAUGUAAAAGCAUUUUAUAUGGUUAUAGCGCUUGCAUUCCUAAUGUAUAUUGUAUAGCUAGAUUUAGGUUAGUAUAUUUUGAUUUGUAUAGUGUAGUUCCACACUUUUUGAAUUCUUGUUAUAAGGAUCAAUUGUAUUAAACACACACGUUUGAUGGAUCUUAACUAAACUACUGAAUUUGAAUGGAUUUUUUUGUGAAGACAUUUACUAUACUUUUCUAAUAAUUUCAUUUUGAUGGCUAAAAAAAAAUCUAAUGAUUUGUCAAAUUGAAAAACUACUUGUUGUGGUAACUUAACACUUUUCAGGAGUGAAGCACAAGAUUGAAAUUGAGUUAGUUAUAGUUCUAUUUAGAUAGCGUCAGUCAUUGUACCAGUACAAAAUGAUAUUAGUAAUGUUUUUAAUACACCCAGUAAGAUGCUCUUGGAUACUUAAGAUGUCAAGCAUAAAGAAUCAUUUUACUUAUACUCCUAGCAUUACUUUACCUACUGUAUGUUGCUAUGACUAAGAAUUGAAAUAUGACAUAUGAUAGAAACAUCCCUCCAGAGGUAAGCAACCACUGUAGCUCAAAUAGCUUUCUAAACAAAUAACCUGAGGUGCUAUUAAUAAAUCCCAUGAUGAAGGGUUUGUAAUAAUAGCUAAGUCUUGUAAUAAUAUUACAAGACACUACAAUGAAACCCUGCUAGUAUAUGUCCAUUAACAGUAUCAUAGUUGAAAAAUAUGCAUUGAAGUAAUGGUCUGUUACAAUAAGGCACUGUCUAGGAAAUGCUAGGUACCUGGUCUUUGAACACAAGUCAUUGGCUGUCUGUAUGAAACUAAGUUGCUUAGCUGAGAAGCGGAGUAUUCAGGAACCCUGGGAAAGGAGGGGAUCCAGUUAUCAAGGUUAUAAAAUCCUGCUACUAUGUGAGCAACAAAUAGCUGGGAGUUUUAAUAAUACCCUGUUUUAGAAACAGGGUGGUCGGUUACCUCUCUUAAUCAUACUUUUCUUCAAUUUUUACCUGGUCCUUAAAUUCCAUAGUCAGAGCAUUUGGAAAUCACAAAUGUUUGUCUAAAGAACCUUUCCAUACCAUUUCACUUCACCAUUAUGAAGAAAAAUGACUCUGAUCAAUGCUAGGAUGAUACUAUAUGACUGCUACAAUACCACAACAACUCGUUUGAGAGAUUAAUCUAAACAGCUACUAACAGCAUAAAGCAGAUAUCAUCCUAGCUGUUUAUACCACACUCAAUGUUGGUAUGAGUGCCUCUAAGUUAACUUCACUGGCAUUAUGAAGGCAAUAUGUAGGUGUGUGUCAUUUCUCAAAACAGGGAAAAUUGUACUGAGUUCAUAGUAAUGUUAGGGAAAUUUUGUGAUUGUAGGAAAUGUAUACUGUACCACCAGCCUUACAUUUGUUGUACUGUCAUUAAAAUAUCUAAUAAAACUUAAAUGGUAA
Messenger RNA from Chrysemys picta bellii (western painted turtle), 1857 nucleotides. RefSeq names its product heat shock factor binding protein 1 (gene HSBP1). NCBI's taxonomy places the organism in Eukaryota, Metazoa, Chordata, Testudines, Emydidae. Gene Ontology annotation, biological process: cellular heat acclimation. Gene Ontology annotation, molecular function: transcription corepressor activity. Gene Ontology annotation, cellular component: cytosol; nucleus. The record is from RefSeq and is a predicted model, not a curated record.